Pelodiscus sinensis (Chinese soft-shelled turtle) is the source of this 2487-nucleotide messenger RNA. RefSeq names its product R-spondin 3 (gene RSPO3). The record is from RefSeq and is a predicted model, not a curated record. NCBI's taxonomy places the organism in Eukaryota, Metazoa, Chordata, Testudines, Trionychidae.
GGGGAGAGAGGGAGGCAGAGAGAUCGCAGCCAGCCCACCAGUGCUGCCAGGAAGGAGGCUGCAAGCAGCGCGAAUUCCCCUCCCGGUGCAGCGCAACCCAGAGACGCUGAAACCACUCAGGCUCCCUAGAUCCUCCAAACCCAGGGAGCGCUGGGCAGCCCUCGCACCCCCCAGCCUGCUGCCGCUUGUUCUCCUGUGCGCUCGCCUUGCCCUGGACGAUGCUUCGGGUGCAGACUCCGCGGGGAGAGCCCUAGGGGGACCCUUGCCUCCAUCCGGCGAGAUCGGAGAGGUUUAUUCUCUCCCCACCCUACACACGCACACACACGCCCGAAAGUUGCUGGGUGCCCUGGGUCACUUCUGCUGCCCAGAACGUCGGCAGACUCCUGCAUGAAGCGUGGGCGGCUCAGUGGCAGCCAGGAGAAACCGGGGGGCCGUACCUCCCCGGCGCAGGGAGGCUGUAGCCGAGGUGCUGAAUGUGAGCGAAGCGAGCCUUCGCUGUAACGGAGUAGGAGUCGGUCCCCCCUCCCUUAUCCCCCUUCAACGCCGCCCUCCCCCGAACCCUGCAACAUGUUGCCUGCCAUCUCCACGGCAUGGACCCUCGCUGCUGCUUCAGGGCGCCUUCCCCUUGGUGACUCCCCUCUGAAAUUGGCAGAAGACCGUUGUUCGGGCCAUUUGGAAGUGCAAUAGAGACGGGAGGACCUUGGAUCUCGGGGGGAGAGCUCAGUGCAGGUAUCGCUACUACGGUGUUACUCCCCACCCCUCCCCAAACACGAAGAAAAGGCGAACUCUCCCGGGGUUACUAUGCAAUUGCGACUGGUUUCUUGGUUCUUUAUCACUUUGAACUUGAUGGAAUACAUCCGGACCCAGCAAGCAUCCCGGGUACGGCGACAGGGAAGAAUGCAUCCCAAUGUGAGCCAGGGUUGCCAAGGAGGGUGUGCAACAUGUUCUGACUACAAUGGAUGCUUGUCAUGCAAACCCAGACUCUUUUUUGUUCUGGAGAGGAUUGGCAUGAAACAGAUCGGGGUAUGUCUUUCUUCAUGUCCAAGCGGAUACUUUGGAACCCGGUAUCCAGAAAUAAAUAAGUGUACAAAAUGUAAAGCUGACUGUGAUACCUGCUUCACCAAAAAUUUCUGCACAAAGUGUAAAAGUGGGUUUUACUUACAUAACGGAAAGUGCCUUGAAAACUGCCCUGAGGGGCUGGAACCCAACAAUCACACGAUGGAGUGCACCAGUAUUGUGCACUGUGAAGCUAGUGAGUGGAGUCCAUGGAGCUCCUGCACAAAGAAAGGCAAAACAUGUGGCUUCAAGAGAGGAAAUGAAACAAGAGUCAGAGAAAUCCUACAGCAUCCUUCAGCACAGGGCAACCCAUGCCCAGCUACCAGCGAAAACAGAAAAUGUAUUGUACAAAGAAAGAGAUGUCAGAAGGAAGGAAAAGGGAAAAAAAAUAGAGAUGAGAAAGGGAAAAGGCCAAACAAAGAAGAAAGUAGGGAGACAAGGCAGGAAAACAAAGACCGAGAAUCCCGAAGACAAAACCGAGAGCAGCGGGAAAACAAAAACAAAAUGCAGCAGAAGAAAAGAAAAGCCCAAGAUAAACAACAGAACCCAGCACCUGUCAGCACUGUACACUAAUGGCCUUACCUGAUUGUUUUACACUUAUGAUGCUGCUAUCUCAACCAGAUCCCCACGACAGAUGCUCGAGCUAUUCAAACCACAAAUGGACACUGCUAUCAGUUAUUGUUAAACCUUAAACAACAUUCCAAAUAGUUCCUAUAUUCUCCAGGCAAUCAUAGUUUAUUAAAGAGACUGACAUGAGCCAAGAAUAAAAAAUAAAUCUAAAAAAGGGAUACAUUAAAACUAUUAUAUUAUAUGCUUCCAUGCAUCUGUAAGAGGCAAUUAAGAAAUUGUGUAUAUACUUAUUAAUAGGGUAUAAAAUAUAGCAAUAUAAUGAAUGACAUCUGGAAGAGCAACCUGCUUCCUCUGUAAAAUAUUUUCAAGCUAUUGUUUAAGCAAAGUAUGAGACAAGAGAUAUGUCAAAAUCAAAGACACAUCAUCCUAUCAUAUAUUUUACAUAACUAUUCAGAGCGGAGCAUGAGGAAAACUAUUUUUCAAGAGCCAGUAGAAAGCUACCCUGUGGUGGAUCUGAACUGAAUUAUGCUGGAGUUCCCUGGUACCUGUUCCUGACUCAUGUGAGAUAUACCAGGGGAAGCAUACCUACAGGUCAUUGAAAGUUAAAGAAGGAAAAGGAGUGGAAGCAACUGCAACUUUGGAGCUUGAAGUCCCUAAAGGAGAAGUGGUGACGCUUUGCUCAUAUAGCACUCUUUGCUAUGAGACAACACAAUGUUUUCUGGUCUAAACAGUGGUACAGUGUGUGCUGUUCUAUGCUUUUUAUAACUAUGUGUAACUUAAAUUUACAUUUCCAAUCUUCCAGUGAAUGACAAAUCGUAUUUGUAGAAGACAAUGCUGAGUUAAUAAAGAACAGAAAAUAGA